AUCAUCAUCAUCAAGCUCAGCUCUACCUGGGAAACGUCCCCAAAACAAAGACAAAGACAGCGGAGGCGACUUGUUUCUAUUUCCGUGCCCGUCCCCAACCACCCGCGUCCCCCGCUUUCCAUGGCCGCCGCGGCCGGAUGAUGUCCAGAAAGCCCCUCCUCCCCUGCCGCGGGCCUUCCCCUCCCGCCCAGCUCCUCCUCCCAAUCCGCCGCCUCCUCCUCCUCCCCCGCCGCCGCUCCUCUCCGCCGCCGUCGCCCGACCGACGGAGGCCGCCCGCUAUGGCCGGCGCCGGCCAGCCCGUGGCCCCCGCGGCCGCGGCCGCGGCCGCGCCGGUGUCGGCCACCUCCUUCCGGGUCGGCAUGGUGCGGGUCGUCUCCUUCCUCGUCGGCGGCCUCAACUGCGCGGUCAUGCUGCUUGGCCUCUACCUCAUGGACGCCGUGCUCCCGCCGGGAUGCGGCGGGGGGCUCGCCGUCGCCGCCGCGCCCGUCAUGGCCGGGGUCCGGGUGCUCGCCAUGCUCGGCACCGCCUGGGCCCAGCACGCCACCGCGGAUGCCAUCGCUCGCCGCCACCUGGACGAGGAAGCCGCCUCGGUCGCCGAGGACGCCGUGGCCCGCCACGAGAUCAGGUUACUACAUACCAAUCUUUGUUCAGGCGCCCUGCACUUGAUGGUGAUAACUGGUGGCGAGGUCAUGCUGCAGCUUUCCUUAGAUUUGCUAAUAUAGCACCUACUGCACUUGUUUGAGGCCGCGUUCGUCAGAGCAAACGUGAAGCUGCUUACUUUGUUGUGGUCCUCCACGAGAAAAAGACUGUUCUUAUUGGGGUGCGUGGGACAGAGACACCAGAGGAUCUCAUAACCGAUGGAUUAUGUAGAGAGUGUGCUUUCACUAAGGAAGAUUUGGAUGGAUUAGUAAAUUUGUGCCAGUUGUGUAGACUCUACAAAAUUUCAAUUCGGCCAAUACCAUUACAAAACCCAGGUAACUUGCGAGAUACACCACCGCCAUCAUUAAUAUAUCAUUUCUUAGGUUUAGUUGGGGAAUACACAUUGAAAAAUCUACAUUACCUCUUGGUUAAAGACGUGUUCCUACCUAUUUUCUUCUUUGUUGGCUCAUUUGUUUUUUCUUUUUGCACGGUGGACCACUUUUAGCGUUGACAAAUCCGCAUAGCCUUCUUUUGUGAUGUUUGAAUAUGUUAGGUUGUGGCUUCGUUGAACAUGUAAUGCUGAGCUGUGAUAGCCGCCUUACAAAAUGGAACGAUAGUUGAAUAAAAAAUUGUGACAUAGAUGGUUUAGUACGUGGCUAAACUUGGUCCACGAUGCAAAAAGAAAGAAAGGGCCUAGUCAGAUCAUAUACACAGCAAAGGAAAAGUAGUUGGACCAUGUCCUGAACCAAAGUUUAACAUAUGUCAAGUUACCUGGUUUUUGCAAUGAUACUGGGCAAAUUAACGUUUUUGUAGUUGGUAGCAACACAAAAUAUAACCGUGUCACAUAGCCAAAAAUUAGCUACUGUGCGUGGAAUCACCUUUGGGGAUUGCUUGCCCACAGCACACAGGUUUAGUAUCUGAAUUUUCUCAAAAUACAAAAUGGUCCUUGAUUUAAGUUUAGUUUUGUUGGUUUUGAUCCUUGAACUCCUUUUCCUCCCAUACAAUAUUCUUGAUUUAAUUUUAUGCUUAGUUUGUCUUUCUUUUACCAUCAUUAUCAAUUUUCCAGCCAUUGCAUAGUCAGUUGUUGUGCACAGUUAAACAAAAUGGAUAUUGUAGUGCUUCGGGUGGUUAGCGAAAACGCUCAUCUCAAAGUAUUUGAACAUUUAUUAUAUGACGGAGUCCACAACAAAUACGCUGUGAGCUCUGUCUUAAGGAAAAUCGGAUAAUUGGACCUAGUGUCAAGUGAUUUUUUAGUAGAGAAACUGUUAGAACGAUGACAUCAUAUAUUUGUAUUUUUGUUCUCCGUACGGGUUAUGUAUCUUAUGUUGUUCAUGCACGGAGGACUCCAUAGUUUGGACGCUGACUCCCAAUGGGUGUUAUACGGCCAGUUCUGCCUACAAAGCUCAGUUCUUCCCCGCUUUGCCUUGCUCCUUUGGUAACAUUGUUUGGAAACCUUGGGCCCCUCCAAAAUGUCGUUUCUUUGCAUGGCUUGCGGUGCAAAACCGCCUCUGGACUGCUGACCGUCUUGCCAAACGAGGAUGGCCGCAUCAACCUUCUUGUCAGCUAUGCAGAUGCUUCCCGGAAACGGCUCGGCACCUGCUCUUCGAAUGCCGCUUCUUUAAGAGAAUAUGGAUUGAUGCGGCUUCCUGGUUGGACUGCCCGGACCUUAUCCGCUGCCUCGGGGCGGGGAGGUCUAGAGUGUUAGACUACUGGCAUGCUAUCGCAAAAACUCCCACCUCCUCUCCCAAAGGUUUACAAACUGCAAUCAUGCUUAUCAGUUGGGAGAUAUGGAAAGAGAGGAAUGAGCGGGUCUUCAACAAUAAAUCUUCCUUGCCUUUGGUUGUCCUGCAAAAGAUCAAGGAUGAAGGGAAGGACUGGGUCCUUGCCGGCGCUAAGAAUCUGGCGGAUCUUAUAGGCUGAUUGUGCUUGUUUUUAGGGGCGGGUUCUUCUUUUCCCGCCUUCUCCCUUUUUUCUUUUUGGCUCUUGCCAAACCCUGUUUGCUUCUCCUAUAUUAAUAUAAGGCAAAAGCUUUUUUGCCCGUUUC
Lolium perenne is the source of this 2683-nucleotide messenger RNA. The record is from RefSeq and is a predicted model, not a curated record. Lineage: Eukaryota; Viridiplantae; Streptophyta; Magnoliopsida; Poales; Poaceae.